Brugia malayi is the source of this 99-nucleotide messenger RNA. RefSeq lists its product as uncharacterized. The record is from RefSeq and is a predicted model, not a curated record. The transcript has 2 exons. The annotation marks the transcript as partial. Lineage: Eukaryota; Metazoa; Nematoda; Chromadorea; Rhabditida; Onchocercidae.
AAUGUAGUAUAUCAAUUGACGGUCGACAGGACAAUGAAAAGAAAGGAAUUACCGAUGUUAUCGAAGAAAAUGCGCUUUGAGAUGAAUGGUGACACAUGA